UUUUCAUUUUCCGUUUUCCGUUGUUCACUCUUUUAUUGUCUCCAUUUACACGCCAAUGUUCCCUGCAACAAAUACUAUGCUUCUGGAACUUCACAAAAGAAUCACUCACUUCAUUCCUUCAGCCUUCACUUACACAGUUACUUUCCAUCUCUCUCGAUUCCUACCAACACUCGGUUUAUGAGACUGGAAUCAUAUGAGUAAGGUUGUUUGAAAGAAAAGAGAAUUGCACAUUGAAGAUAUUUUGGGGUUGGAUUGUUGUCCGUGGAUGGAGAUAGGUACAAAGAAGAUGAAAGUCGAUAAAGAAAUGCUAAACCUCAAUGACGUGGUCAGCAUUGUGUCAAAAAAUUGUCGGUGUAACGAAUUGGAAGAGAGAAGCAAGAAAGCUGAAGGGAGGUGUGCUGAGUUAGAAUUUGAGCUUCAAAGGAAACAUAGUCAAUGUGAAGCACUCGAAGCUAAACUUAAGGCACUGGAAGCAGAUAAAUUUGCUGCUGAAGAGGAGUUGAAGGUUUUGAGGGUUUCUAGUGAGAAGCACAAAGAGGAAAAACAAAUUAGCUAUGAAAAAGAGAGAGGGGAAGCAACAAUUGACAACUUGACAGAUGAUAAUGAGGUUGUUCAGCUAAUGAUUGAAAAUAAGGUUUUGGAAUGUGAGAAGAAAAGGGCCGAGAGUGAGGCUGAGGUAUGGAAAGAUAAUUACAAGAAAAUGGAAUUACGGGCCAUACAAUUGGAGCUAGGAAGGGGUCAUGAAAGAAACGAGAAACAGGAAGCAAGCAACUGGACUACUGCUACAGUUGGUUCACAUCAAGGACCAAUCUCAAAUUCUAGAUUUCAUCCGGCAAGACAAGCCAGAAAACAGUUGAAAUUUCUAAAUGAAGAGAGUCCCUGCAAAAGGAUGGCUCCAUCCACGCCUCUUGGUGCAAAACCUGCUUCAGUCUGUGUAAUUGAUAUCACUGACAGUGAUGAUGAACCUAAUAUUAUCCAAACCUCACCUGUACUAACUCAGGGUGGUGGAAAUAUUUCUGUUCCAACAUGUUUUGUAGCCGAAAUUGAAAAGAUGUCUAACAUUGAUGGUGGAAACAAUGAAAAAGAUUUGAGUGCUGGUGAAGAUGUUCCUUUUGUUGCCACCCUUAAGAGGAAACGAACUUGUAAUGUUGUCACAAGUGAGUCUGAACAUGAUGAUGCCAAUGAUUGUGAUGAUGAUGAUGAUGAUAUGCCGAUUAGUAAGCUUAAGAGGAUGCAUAUUCCGAAAGCAGGAUCAGAGCAAGUUAAAUGUAACAUUAAUAGUUCGGCGACAACUACUACUUUUGCAUAUAACAAGACUAUAGGCACUGCAACACCUCGACGGCGCCUAGUGCCUCUUAGAAAAUGUGCAAGAGAACAAGAGUGUAAAAAGUCUUCAAAUAGAUCUAAAAAGGCCAAACAUCGAGAAAGUAUCGCAACAAAUUCUUGCGAAUCAGAGGAAGAUUUGUCAGACUCUGAAGAUGAAGGCUUGAGUGAUUUUAUUGUUGAUGAUUCCGAUGUAUCUAAUUGUGAUGAUGCAUCAAGCAAGUCGCACACUGUAUCUAACGAUGAUGGAGACUCUGAUACCAGUAACUCACAAGAUGUACCUGAUGAUGACUCAUGCUCUGAUUCCCAGGAAGAAACUGAUAGGAAAGUGGACUUUGGGAUGAUACUAUCACAAAUUCAGAGGAGGAAAGACCACAAAUCGAAGUGGGAGUAUGAAGCUGACAUGCUUGCAGCAUUUGGAAAGGAUCCUGAACUGUGUAUGAAGGCUGUCUGUGCUCUUUAUCUACAACAAACGUCUGAGGAACAGAUGAGCAGGGGAUCAAUGUAUUCCAACCAGCGGGGAUUCAGCAAGUUUGAUGCUCACAGUCUUUUGUGUCAUGGCUUCAUAGUAGGUAACAGAAAUGUUUUUGGUACUCGCACUUUUUCAUACACCAAGUCAUCUCUUUCAUUCGCCACGAGACGAGGUUUGCAACCUAAUGAUUUCAGUUCCCCAGCCCAUCUAAUGAUAAAGGAGAAGGUAGUACUUUGGCUGAGUUCCUCACUAAUGGAGAUCCUCUUGGUGGUUUGAAGAAGAGUGUGAAGGAAUUGAAGGAAUAUGAUCCCCAAGCAGUUGAACUGUGCAGAACUCUGGCCAAUCGGUACUCAAGACAAUUAUAUGAGAUCUACAAGAACAAAGAGUGUCCUUUUUUUUCUUGACACUGGCUGCUAUGGAAUCCUUUGUACUUUGGGAAAUGGAGUUAUGUCUAUAAUGAAAGCAAGUAUUCCUGUUUUGGUUCCUCUGUAUAUAUUUUGAGUAUGGUCUUUAACCCUUCAUCUGUAUCCAUAUCCAUCUAUCUACAUGUAAACUUAACCUGCAAUUUGCAAUCAUUAGAUGUUUGGUCUACCUAAAGUCUUAGGCUAUGUUAGGGAUUUUUUGUUUUAAAUGAUAGCAUAUAGCAAUCAUUAAUAGA
Molecule: messenger RNA, 2453 nt
Organism: Arachis stenosperma
Lineage: Eukaryota; Viridiplantae; Streptophyta; Magnoliopsida; Fabales; Fabaceae
Exons: 4
Coding region: 266-2071 (601 amino acids)
Source: RefSeq, a predicted model, not a curated record